AUGUCAAAUGAAUCAAUGAUGAAUUAUCAAAAUCAAGAAAGUUUUUCCGAUUUAUUUCAUAAAUUUAUUCGAAUGACUGUUAAAACAGAUGAACAAAAUAAAAAAUUUAAAAAAAAGUCUUCCAUUUCAAAUAUUCAACAACAACAACAAGAGAAAACUCAUUUCAAUUCAUCAUCAUUAAAAAGACAACAACAACAAAAACAAAAUUUAUUAUUUCAAACAUCGUCAACAUCUUCAAUAAAUGAUUUAAAUUAUAUUUCAUCGAAUUUCAAACCACAUAGAAAUUAUAUUUCCAUUGAAAAUGAUCAACAAUAUUAUUCAAAUGAUGAAUCAAAAAAUAUUAAUUUUGGUUCAAAUUCAAUAAAUACUCAUAUGAAUAAUUCAUUUGUUGAUAAUGGAUUAAAUGUAACAUCAAAACCUUUGGCUAAAAAUGAGAAUUUUUCUGUUCAAUCAAUCUUAAAUAAUCGAUAUAAUCGUGGAAUAAAAGCAGGUCAACAAUUAUUAAAUGUCAAAUCUUUAAAUUCAUUAAAUGGUGAUUCAUCAUUUCCAUUUAUAAAUGAUUCAUUUAUAUCGGCAAAACCAUCAGUUCGUUUAAAUCAAACAUUAAUUAAUAAUACAAAUCAACAUCAACAUCAUCAUCAUCAUCAUCAUCAUGGUGCUGCUGCUCUGACUGUAAGAAAUAUUCGUCGAGAAAAAACUCGUGAUGGAAGUUUAAAAUCAUUAACAAAAGAUCAAGAUUCGUUAUUAAGUUAUGAUUUAUUUAAUCCAAAUACAAGUAGUUCAUCAAUUCAUUCAAUUUCAAAUCAUUUAUUAAAAUCAAAUGAAAAUCUUAAUAAAACAUCAUUAAUUUAUCCAAUAAAACCAUCAGAAGCAUUAUUAUAUUUUAGUGAGAAAUUAAGUUUAUUUGAAAAAAAUGAAAUCUUAAAUUAUAAUGAAAUUUAUUAUCUUGGUUUAAAAGCUGAAAAGAUUCCAUCAAUAACAAGUAAAGAUUAUGAUGAUGAUAAUGGUUGUUAUGUUAAAAUAAGUGGUGAUCAUAUUUGUUAUCGAUUUGAAAUCUUAGAAACAUUAGGAAAAGGUUCAUUUGGAAUUGUUCUUAAAUGUUUUGAUCAUAAAACAAAAGAAACAAUUGCUAUUAAAAUUUUACGAAAUAAAAAACGUUUUCAACAACAAGGUCUUGUUGAAAUUCAAAUAUUAAAUCAUUUAAAAUUAAUUGAUAAACAAAAUUCAUUUAAUAUUGUUCAUAUUAAAGAACAUUUUCAUUUUCGUUCUCAUCUUUGUAUUACAUUUGAAUUACUUGGAAUUAAUUUAUAUGAAUUAAUUAAAAAAAAUCAUUAUCAAGGUUUUACUACAAAUUUAGUUAAACGUUUUGCAAAUUCAAUUUUAAAAACUCUUCAAAUUUUAGCCAAAGAAAAUAUAAUUCAUUGUGAUCUUAAACCAGAAAAUAUUUUAUUAAGACAAAAAGGAAGUAGUAGUAUUAAAGUUAUUGAUUUUGGAUCAGGAUGUUUUCAAUCUCAAAGAAUUUAUACAUAUAUUCAAUCUCGAUUUUAUCGAGCACCUGAAAUAAUCUUAGGUAUACCUUAUAAUUCAUCGAUUGAUAUGUGGAGUUUAGGUUGUAUUCUUGUUGAAUUAUCUACUGGUUAUCCAAUAUUUCCUGGUGAAAAUGAACAAGAACAAUUAUCAAUGAUAAUGGAAGUUCUUGAUCUUCCACCAGCUGAUGUUCUUGAAAAAGGAACACGAAAAAAUUUAUUUUUUGAUUCAAAAGGAAUGCCACGAAAUCUUUCAUCAAAAUAUUUAAAAAAACAUCGACCAGGAACUCGUCCAUUAUCACAAAUUAUUCGAACAUCUGAUAAAGAUUUUCUUGAUUUUCUUCAUCAAUGUUUUCAAUGGAAUCCAUGUGAACGUUUAACAGCAGAACAAGGUUUAAAACAUCCAUGGAUUAUUGAAAUGAAAUUAAAACGAAUAUCAUCUCAAACAUCAAAUAAAGUUCAAACAACAAAUAAAUAUGAAAAUAUUUCAAUGAAUCAAUCACGUAUAAUUGAACUUUUAGUUUAA
Messenger RNA from Adineta steineri, 2052 nucleotides. The record is from the annotation of a GenBank genome assembly. Lineage: Eukaryota; Metazoa; Rotifera; Eurotatoria; Adinetida; Adinetidae.